AUGUAUAACAGAAAAGGUUCAGCAGAGUCGGAAAUGUCUGCUAGCAGUGCGAAGAAAUUCAUCAAGAAACCAGCAACAUUACACUUGAUCAGUGUCACCCAGGUUCCAGAGAAUACCAAUUGCCUGGCGUGCUCAGAUGAUGGAGCAUACCUUAGCCUGGGUCACUCCAGAGGCCUCUCGGUGUGGUCUGCGAGUAGUCUGGACUGUGAGGCUGAGUGGCUGCAGGACAGGAUAGAGAUUACUUCCAUUCACAUGACCCGCAUCAGUGAGACUGGCUAUCUACUGGGCACGAUUGAUGAGAUGGGUGUUGCCAGAGUCUUUGUGUACAACUUAGAAAGCCUUUAUUGUUUCAGUGUUAUCAACAUGGUGGAUGAUGUUAGCAAGAGGAGCGUUUGCUUGUACUUUGAAUUAUGUAAAGGAGGUGAACAUGGAGCUAUAAUAAUGAGGUUCAACAGUGAAAUCACGCUUGAAAUCUAUUACUUUCCCGCACAAGACUGGCUGAGAGAGUUAAAGGAUCCAAAAAUUUCUUCAAACAUGAAAUGGUCUGCUAUUGUUCGGGUGAAUCGAGUUAAUCCAUCAACAGGUUCAAUCACGACAACUCUCCCCAAUAUAUUGUCUAACUUUUUAGUUUUGGAUGACACAAGUGAGCCACCCAGACACUGCACUCCACAUUUUCUUAAGCGCUGUGGUCAAUCUUGCGGAAAGAUUAAAGCAAAGCCAGGAUCACCUGUUUCCGUCUGUUUUUGGUGGACCGGAAGUCACAAUCUACUUUACCUGUUGUUGUCCAAAACAGCAAAGGCCAAACAAGAUCCAGAACCAACACCGUUGAUACUGUGGCCCAACGCAUCUGAAAUUCUGUGCUCUGCUGUCAGUACGUGCACUCGUUUCAUUGCAGUCGGCCUCAGCAACGGGCUGUUGUGUGUUUGGGACAGGCUAUCUAGCUCGCCAUUGCCAGUCUCUGGAGUAUCAACAGACAGCGCCUUCGUCAGACUGCACUUUGUUGAUUAUUGGCCUGCGUGUGACGAUAACAGCCAGUUGUUAACCGCAGGUGACGUCCACCUUGUGACGCUUUGUGAGAGCGGCGCCAUUCACGUCGUAAGCACGGGGCGAGGAGUGGCAACCGACACAGAGCAGCUCUCGCCAAGGCCAAAAGACAGCAGUGACCUCCCGACUGUUAUUACGUCAGUGCCAUUCCUCCAGGGCUUGUCUUUGGUGGUGUGUCGCAACGGGAACAUGUUCCUGCAAGAUGUCGUUAACAAAGCCACGGUGUGCGUCUUGUACCUUCCGGCUCAUCAUGUGCUGGCGACCCCCUGCAAUCCCAUCUAUGCUCUGAAUGUCAAACAGCGUAUUCUCUUCAUAUGUGCUGACCAGGAGCCCUUGCCUGGCACUUCGUUCCUAGAUGACGAAGAGAGUCAGACACGACUUCUAAUUCUUCGUUUUGAGGAGCAUGACACCAUGAAGCCAUAUGUGUUUUCCCACCCAGAAUCUCCAUGGCAACAAAAGCCAGGUGUUACUGGAGAAGAAGCCUGCAAUCUGUAUUUUCAGCAAAGAGCCCUAUCAAUGGAUGAAAGACACAAAGCAAUAACGCAGACAUGGAAGCGACUGAGGUGUGCCACCACCAUGUAA
This is a messenger RNA of Nerophis lumbriciformis (worm pipefish), 1626 nucleotides long. Lineage: Eukaryota; Metazoa; Chordata; Actinopteri; Syngnathiformes; Syngnathidae. The record is from RefSeq and is a predicted model, not a curated record.